This is a messenger RNA of Octopus bimaculoides (California two-spot octopus), 3689 nucleotides long. RefSeq lists its product as uncharacterized. The record is from RefSeq and is a predicted model, not a curated record. NCBI's taxonomy places the organism in Eukaryota, Metazoa, Mollusca, Cephalopoda, Octopoda, Octopodidae.
AGCCAUGCGGAAGGAAAAUAGACGUGUUAUGUUAUAAACGCACUUACAUCAACAUUUCUUAUUGUUAAAAAUGCAUUUAUCAUUAAUUAUAAACUAAAAUCUCACUUAAAAUUUAAGAAUUUAACAUUGUUCCUACGGUCAAUCUUUUAUUGUUUUUUCGUAAUAGCGGCUUUAAAUUGCUAACUAUUUUAACUCCACUUUAGGAAAUCCAAAAUGGCGUCGUCUUCAGUUCAAAUCGGCAAGAAGGAGCCAGAAAUUGUAGUGUUUAAAGAUCCCAGUAAGCAAAAAAAAAAUUUUCAUCAGCAACAUAAUAAAAGAAAAAAGGAAAAAUCCACAGAGAAACACAAAGAGAUAAAAGAUUUCAGAUCUGGUAAUUUAAAACGAGAAGUUUCCAAAUUAGCUCUGUCAGCUUAUACAGGAAAAGAAAGAGAGCAGGCUAUUGAAUCUUAUCUCAUAAAACUUGGAGCACAUCCUGUCAAGAGAAAAAAAUGUGAAAAUUAUAAAUUAUUUCUUGAAAGAAAGAAAAAUGAGAAAGAUGAAGAAAAGACUAAGAACACUGAAAAAUUCCGAGCAACUACUUCUUUCAUGUAUUGUGAGAAAAGUUGGGCAUAAAAAGAAUUAGAUGCAGUAUGCAAGAGAGAAGACUCUGCUGGUUUGGUCAUGUGAUUCUUAUGGAUGUAGACAAUUGCAUAAAAAUGUGCUGAUCACUUAAAAUGGAUGGAACUUGUGGAAGAGGAAAACCCUGGAAGACACAGGAUGAAUUAUUGAAGGCUGAUCUCAAGACGCCGAGCCUUACAAAGAUGACAAAGAACUGAGAUAUCUGGUGUCUUGCUGUACUCAAGAAGACGUGCCUGCUACAGCUGAGUUGAUAUCUUAAACUACCUUGGUUAAUGCUCCCCUUCCAGUUGAAUAGGUUUUUGUUUUGCAAGUUACUUGGUAAACCCUUUGGUGCCAGUGCCAAGUACAAAGCAUCUGUGCUGGGGCCACGUAAAAAAGCACCCUGUACACUCUGUGUGAUGGGUGGAAGGGCAUCUGGUUGUAGAAACAAAGCCAAAACACACAACUGGAACUUGGUGCUGCUCCCCAGUUUGCCAUCCAACCCAUGCCAGCAUGGAAACUGGAUGUUAAAUGAUGAUGAUGAUGAUGAUCUGUAAAACAUGCACACACAUGCACAGCUUAGAGGGAACAAUGACUACAAGAAGAUAACAUUGACACCAUAGAGGUCCAGACAAAUAACUUAAUUUUAGAAAUAUUCACUUAGUUUCAAUGAUUUAAUUUCUUUUUCUUGUUGUUCAUCAAAUGAUUCUGGGUUGAAAUUCAGAUUAUUUGCACCCAGAAUCAUAUUCUGAUGUUAAAAUUCAGAUUAUUUGCACCCAGAAUCAUAUUCUGAUGUUAAAAUUUGUUUCACAUCUAGCCAUAGUUGAAAAUUUCUCAAAACUGAUUGUAUACGUAAAUAGCACCAUUUGAGCGUAAUCAUUACCAGCGUCACCUUCCUGGCACGUGAAAAGACAUUUGAGUGAGGUCGUUGCCAGUGCCGCUGGACUGGCUCCUGUGCAGGUGGCACGUAAAAUACACCAUUUUGAGCAUGGCCGUUGCCAGUACCACCUGACUUGCCCUCGUGCCGGUGGCACGUAAAAGCACCCACUACACUCUCAGAGUGGUUGGCGUUAGGAAGGGCAUCCAGCUGUAGAAACUCUGCCAGAUCAGAUUGGAGCCUGGCGUAGCCAUCUAGUUCACCAGUCUUCAGUCAAAUCGUCCAACCCAUGCUAGCAUGGAAAGCGGACAUUAAACGAUGAUGAUGAUGAUGAUCCUUGCAUCCAUUAAAUCACAGAUUAAGAAUUCUUUUGCACAGAUACUGUGUAAUGGAAGCAACAUUUUACUCCUUCAUCACAACAAAUUAAUUUUGUUCUUCGUUAUAAGUUGGUAUGGUAUGUAAGUGCAUCUAUAACAUGUUUGGAUGUGUGUGCUUAUUUGAAUUACAUUGUUUGUGUACUUGUUACACUUUUGAAUAUUGUAUGAACAUGGGUGUGUGUGUCUAUAUAUAUCAACUGUAUGUGUGUGUGUGUUGAAGAUUUGUUGAUUGUUAUAAUGAUUUCUUAAACAAAAGGCUUAAAAUUUUUGUGAGGGUGUUAGUCAAUUACAUUGACUCCAGUGCUUAACUGAUGCUCAUUUUAUUGACCCUGAAAAGAUUAAAGGCAAAGUUGACCUCAGCUGUAUUUGAACUCCAAAUGUAAAAGCUGGAAGAAACGCUGCUAAACAUUUUAUCUGGCAUGAUAAGGAUUCUGCCAGCUCACCGCAUUAUAAUAGUACCAGCAAUCGCAAGAUCAUAAUCUCAAUUCCCAGACCAGACUAUGCAUUGUGUUCUUGAGCAAGAUACUUCAUUUUACAUUGCUCCUGUUCACCAAGUUGUAAAUGGGUAAUCUUGUGAUUGAUUAGCAUACAAGGAUGAGAUGGUGACUCAAGAAAAUUACCUGAAUGGAGGUCUUGUGAGCCACAUUUUUUAUUCAGCAAUAAAAAGGAUGAAUAGUACAGCCCAUACUGUGAAUCCAAAUUGGUUGGGAUUGGUUGUUGAACUACAUCAAGAGAUAAAUAAAUAAAAAUGUACAUGGGCCAACAUUAGAAAAUCUUACAUAGUUAAUGAAGCAAUUUGGUGUUUUGCCUUUUAUUUUUAUCUUUGUUGCAACUCAUCCUUCUUGUCAUUCCUGUACUUUCUGUAGUUUGGAGAGAAGGACAUUGCAGAAAGAAUUUCAGUGUUCAGGACUAACAUUGACCAAGAGGCUGAAGAUGGUCUCAAAAUAUUUGCCAUUUUCUGACACUAUCAGGGCUAUCAAAAUCAUGACCAAGUUUUUGAAAACCUUCUGUAGAAAGUUGUACACAAUACUUCUGGUUUUCUUUCAUGUAUAGAUUGAGAUAGAUCAAGUUAGCAGCUGAGAAAGGGACUUCUGGUAGCUGCUCACAUAUCACAGUAUAAGCAAUUUCAUUUCUGUCUCAAGUUUAUAUUCCUUGUUGUUGCACGAAGUAGAAUCAGUAUUGCAAUGAUGUUUUUGUAUACUGUCAACUUAACAUGACAGUCCCAAUAAGGGAAUCAUACUACUGCUAUUUAGCCCUAGGAAGCUGGACCGCUUCCUGUUGGCCUUGACACAUUUCCUGUGUCCUUAUGUUUACGAGGGGGAGACAAGCACCUCCACCCAGCCUAGCCUGCAUCCAGGGAUAUGUUUCUGAGUUUUUGCUUGUCAUCAGCCUGGAGUAGCAUGACUUGCUGGCUGAAGAUGCCUGUCAAGCUCUCGUAAACAUAUAGUAAUUCUAGUGAAACACAUUCACUGAUUACAAAGUUAGAAAUGAUACAUUUCUAAAUCUCUCAGAGACUUAAGCAGUAGUGAUACGAUAAAGUAGUUGGGACUGUCACGUUAAGUUGACAGUAUACAACUACUUUAUCAUAUCACUACUGCUUAAGUCUCUCAGAAAUUUAGAAAUGUUAUUAUUUCUAAUAAUGUUUUUGUUUACAGUUAAUCAAUAUAUUUCCAAAAACUUUCUAACAAAUGUCAUAGUUAUUAAAACCACCUCUGACACCUAUUUACAGUUGCUGGAUGUAUUCAAAUUAUAUUUUAUUGUAGAUUUUCCAUUUUCAUUUUCUCAUAUAGUUUAUAAAAAAUAAACUGGAUAAACUCAUUAAAGAGGUUUUCUUUUUU